AAGGCCCCACAACAAGAAGAGUCUCCAGAGGUCAUCGCAGCCCGAAAGCGACAGGAGUUCUGGACUCGGACACGAUGGACUUUCGCCAUGUUCAUUGGAUUCCUGAUCGUGAUAGCCAGCGGCCAGAUCUACGUGAUGGCUCUCAUUAUUUGCAUCAAAGCUGGUAUGUUCAAGGAGAUCCUCGCGUUGAAAAGAAACAAAGAGAAAGACAAGCGAAUCCCUUGGUUCAGAACGCUCAAUUGGUACUUUUUCGCGGUUACAAUCUACUUUAUAUACGGGAGGAUUCUCCAAGGUCACAUACGGGUUGUGCAUCUUGAAACUCGUCUGUCGUUUCUGGUGGGAUGGUUGAGCGAUCAUCAUGCCUUCAAGUCCUUUGCUUUAUGGUGCAUUGGAUUCUGUACAUUCAUCUUAAGUCUAGAGAAAGGGACAUAUAAAUAUCAAUUCACACAGUUCGGCUGGACUCACAUUACGUUACUAAUGGUGGUUGCGACGGCAUCAUGCAUGAUCAAGAACAUGUAUGACGGCAUGAUUUGGUUCUUCGUUCCAGUGUGCCUCGUCAUUUGGAAUGACGUGUAUGCAUAUGUGUUUGGGCGAUUUUGGGGCAAAACGCCUCUGAUUAAACUUUCACCCAAGAAGACCUGGGAGGGUUUCAUUGAUUUUACAGGAUUUGCUGACACGUUGGUUAGGGCGUGCAUGCUCAUGUCAACCUUUGACUACAUGAUCUGCUCCCAAGAGGAACUGACCGUUCAACCGUUUCCUGACCUGCAUUGCAAGUAUGAUCCGGUAUUCAUCGCAUCAGUGCCUUUAUCAUCUCCUUGUAACGAUCUUGCAAUAGGCAAUGCGAUGAUGAUAAUGCCGUUUGUUUGGCACGCCAUCAACAUGGCAAUGUUCGCUUCAUUAAUUGCCCCCUUCGGCGGAUUCUUUGCAUCCGGAUUCAAGAGGGCAUUCAGGAUCAAAGAUUUUGGCGAUCUUAUUCCCGGUCAUGGUGGCAUCACUGAUAGAAUGGACUGUCAGGUUGGUUUAAGAAUGGGAAACGAGUCAGUAGAGAGGAGGGCUGGGAUUAGGAGGAAGGGUAGGCAAGAGAAGGAUGUUCAAGUGAUCUCUGUGUCCAUUGUCGCUAAAUGUUGUGAGGGCAGAUCAUCAUGUCGGUGUUUGUUACUGUUUACCGAGCGACGUUCAUUCACUCGCCGAAGCAACUCUCAGUCGCUCGAAUCCUCUCCCAGGUGGGAGAUAUCGUGA
Messenger RNA from Guillardia theta CCMP2712, 1239 nucleotides. RefSeq lists its product as hypothetical. Gene Ontology annotation, cellular component: endoplasmic reticulum membrane. The record is from RefSeq and is a predicted model, not a curated record. Lineage: Eukaryota; Cryptophyceae; Pyrenomonadales; Geminigeraceae. Gene Ontology annotation, molecular function: phosphatidate cytidylyltransferase activity. The annotation marks the transcript as partial. The transcript is spliced from 11 exons.